AUGCCCAACCCGCCCACCCCCUCCUCGCCGUCGCCGCUCCCGGCCCCGGCGCGCAAAUCCCCGUCCAGCCGCCGGCGCCAGCGCCUGCUCGCGUCCCCGAAGCCGUCGUCUGCUCCCACCUCCUCGUCCUCGUCGGCCUCGUCGGCGUCGUCUUCCUCCGCCUCCUUCUCCUUCGCCCCCUUCUCCCCGGCGCCCUCGCCGUUCCACCACCGCUUCCUCUCCCCGCUCCGUGCCUCCGCGGUGCCCUUCUCCUGGGAGCACCGGCCCGGCAUCCCCAAGACCCCCGCGCGCGGCGCCGGCGCCCGCAGCAAGUCCGGCGCCCCGUCGCCGCUGCCCCUCCCGCCGUCGCUCUUCUCCAACAACAAGGUGGUCGCCGAGUACUCCUUCGGCGCCGACGGGGCCUACUCCGUCGUCCCCGCGAAGGCGAGGAGGCGCAAGCAGCAGCGGCGGUGGCCGGCGGUGACCGACGCCCUGACCGAGUGGCUGGCCGUGCUGAGCCUCUACCGGUCGUGCACGAGGUCGCGCGACUCCCUCGCCGCCUCAGGCCCGCCGCCGCACCCGCGCCGGUGCUCGCCCUAG
This is a messenger RNA of Triticum turgidum subsp. durum (durum wheat), 579 nucleotides long. The record is from the annotation of a GenBank genome assembly. NCBI's taxonomy places the organism in Eukaryota, Viridiplantae, Streptophyta, Magnoliopsida, Poales, Poaceae.